Phytophthora nicotianae INRA-310 is the source of this 1832-nucleotide messenger RNA. RefSeq lists its product as hypothetical. The transcript has 4 exons. The record is from RefSeq and is a predicted model, not a curated record. Bases 137 to 1522 code for a protein of 461 amino acids. Lineage: Eukaryota; Oomycota; Peronosporomycetes; Peronosporales; Peronosporaceae.
AAACGGCCUACCCAUCCCACAUCAAUUCGCACUUAAUCGAAACAGGUGCCAUGUGAGACCCCCUUGACACCAAGAACUUACACCGGAGGCGCCGACCUCGAGCGCCUGUAGAGAACAACCUCGUUCCGCGUAAAUCAUGGCGCCCGGCAAGAAGAAGGUGGCCAGUAUGGUCUACUACGAACUCAUGGGUAUAGAGGCGGACGCUACGCCCGAGCAGAUCAAGAAGGCGUACCGCAGGAAGGCGCUGCAGCUCCAUCCAGAUAAACGUGGCAACACGCCUGAGUCGCAGGAGGAGUUCACACGCAUGAAACAGGCGUACGACGUGCUCUCCGACCCGCAAAAGCGCGAAAUUUACGACCAAGUGGGCGAAGAUGGCAUUAAACUCAUGGAGGACUACGGCAACAUGAGUCCCGAAGAAAUGUCCAUCCUGCUCUUCCGUUCGAUGGGCGCGUUUGGCGCCAGGGGCAAGUGCGUUCUCAUAUUACUGGUAUCGCUUCUCUUCGGCUUCUUUCUGCUCAUCCCCAUUUUCUGGUGCCUCCGAGCGGACUCAACCAUCUCCUGGAACUGGGCUGUGGUCUGCAUCCCCCUCUGGAUCGUGGACGCCAUUUAUUAUUGCUGUUUGGGCUGCAUGCUCGCGUCCUCGGACGCUGGAGUGGACCCAGAGGACACAGCCAAGGAGAAACCACCACUCUACAAGGUCUACGCGUUCCUCAAGGCGCUAUUACUGCUGGUUUUGCAGGUUUUCCUAGCCCUCAAGCUCAAUGGAGACCUGAGCUGGACACUUAUCGAGGUGCUGAUCCCGUACUUUGUGUAUGACGGACUUAACCUGUUGGAAGCCCUAGCUGGAGGACUUCUGGGCUAUAAAAUGCUCACCAAGAACAGCGAAGGUGCUGGAGUGUCACACACAGAAGACAUCAAGAAGCAACGUGCAGCUCUAGUAGUAGCUGUGCUCAUGAAGGUGGUUUUGAACCUCGCUCGAAUCGCGCAAGGUGUGCUACUAGGACUCAAGGUGGACGGUAGUCUGGACGCCAGUUGGUGGGUUGUAUUCAUCCCCGUGUGGUUCUACGUCGCUUUCUUCGUGUCGUUCCCGAUCAGGAAAUAUUUCCGUGCCAAAACUAAAGCGAAAGAGCCCAAAUCCAACUCUCCCCGACAGUCGCACACGCACGAUGCGUACACCCGUGAGUCGGUAACAGAAGAAGAGGACGAGGCUGUAUCCAAGUUCCCGCUACUGGACGCUCUGUGCACGAUUCUUGUCAUUGGAGCGCUUAUGUCACCGUUUUUCAUCCUGUCGGCGAGACUACAGGACGGUUCAUUUUCCAGUAUCUACGUGCUGCUACCGUGGCUUAUUGUGGUUGGACUCGUUUUUUGCUUUAUUUGCUGCGCGAUUUCAUGCGUCAGCUUCAAUGACCCGGAGGAUGGCACUGCACCAGAACAGGCAGCGGCUGAGAACGCUCGAAGCUCUCCAUCUGCUGAAGAAGGUGCGGCUGCACGUGCAGAUUACGUAUCUGUGGACAUGGAUUAAGACGGGGGUGCAGUUGGCAGGCGCUAAAGCCGUUUGUCGCUUUGGCCCUCCACUGCUAAGUUCGCUUACGAUUCCUAUUUUAUUAAUGGAUCGAUUUUGUGGUGUGUUGUUGUGAAUUAUGCUGCAGCCGUGUGAUUCACGCCAGCUAUCAUAGAGUGUCUUCAGACCACGUCAAGCUGUCAUUGCAGCGUGUUGUCUUAGGUAACAUGUACAUUUGAAGUACAGUACUCACCGCAAUUAGUGUCACCGAUACUAUUUCACGGAAGGUGUUUUUCAUUUUCAUUUCCUUACAUAAAUUAAGUAUGAGCGU